Oncorhynchus keta (chum salmon) is the source of this 8237-nucleotide messenger RNA. Its product is annotated as inactive dipeptidyl peptidase 10-like. The transcript is spliced from 26 exons. Gene Ontology annotation, biological process: proteolysis. The record is from RefSeq and is a predicted model, not a curated record. Gene Ontology annotation, molecular function: dipeptidyl-peptidase activity; serine-type peptidase activity. Lineage: Eukaryota; Metazoa; Chordata; Actinopteri; Salmoniformes; Salmonidae. The coding region runs from base 416 to 2812 and encodes 798 amino acids.
GACAGACAAGGAGCGAGUAGUUAGGAUCCCCUCGUUUGUCGCUUUCAGAAAGAUAGAGGGCUAUAAGCAGCCAGUCUACUUGAUAUGUUUCUAUGUAUUUAUUCUUAUUAUUCUGACGAAUCGAUAUUUUUGCCCACUCUAUUUGACAUAAUAAGGAGAGACAACCAGCAUUAGAAGGGUUCUUGUCAGACGUUCUAAGACUUCGCAGAAUUCAUUCGUGACGGACCACAUUGCUGCAUGCCUCCUGCUUAAUUAAGAUUCUGCAAUUGAUAAACCGGCGCCUAUACUUACCAGGCAGUACGAGGACAUCACGAUCGCCGUUUUGACUAAUCCACGGGGCAGUGGGCUCUGACUGCAGCGCAUCUUUAGGAUUCUCAGCGAGUUGACUCCAAGUUUCUAUUACAAGGAGUUUGCAAUGACAGCCACGAAGGAGCAGCAGCCGAAUCAGAGACAGAAGCCACCGCCGAAGGAUGACGAGGAGGACCUUGGUGCGGGAGCUCCACCUGAGAGGAACUGGAAAGGGAUUGUUAUCGCUCUGCUGGUUAUAUUGGGGGUCUGCUCUCUGAUCACAUUGUCUGUCAUCCUCCUCACUCCAGCGGACAGCCAAGCUGGCAGUGAUAGCAAACUCACUGUGGAAGAUCUGUUCAAGCCUGAGUUUGUGGUCCAUGACCCAGAGGCCAAAUGGAUCAACGACUCAGAAGUCAUCUAUAGGAAUCGCGAUGGCCACGUCAUCAAGUUUAACAUCCUCACCAAUGAGACUGAUAUUGUACUGACAAACACAACGUUCGUCAAUUUCAACGUUGCAAAGUACUCUGUUUCCCCGGACUUGAAAUAUGUGCUCUUUGCCUAUGAUGUUAAACAGGUUUACCGGCAUUCAUACAUGGCCUCAUAUAGCAUUUAUAACAUUCACACAAGGGAGGUAUGGGAGUUGGACCCGCCGGAGGUGCUUAACUCUGUUCUGCAGUACGCUGAAUGGGGAGUGCAGGGCCAGCAACUGAUCUACAUAUUUGAGAACAAUAUUUACUACCAAUCAGAUGUGAAGAGCAACUCACUCAGACUGACAUCUUCUGGAAAGGAAGGGGUCAUCUUCAAUGGGAUUGCUGACUGGCUGUACGAAGAGGAGAUUCUCCAGUCCCAUGUGGCACACUGGUGGUCACCCGAUGGAGAGAGAUUGGCCUUUCUGGUUCUCAAUGACUCUCUGGUGCCAAAUAUGGCCCUUCCUCGCUUCACUGGGUCUUCAUACCCCAAGGGAAAGCAAUACCCCUACCCUAAGGCGGGCCAACCAAACCCCACAGUGAAGUUAUACAUGGUGAAUUUGUACGGGCCGACCCAUACUCAGGAGCUCACACCACCAGACAGCCUCAAAAUAAGGGAGCACUAUGUAGCCAUGGUCAAGUGGAUCAGUAAAACCAAGACAACGGUCAGGUGGAUGAGCCGUGCCCAGAAUGUGUCAAUCCUUACCGUGUGUGACACCACCACAGGGGCCUGUGUUAAGAGGCAUGAGGAGACCUCAGAGCUCUGGCUUUCCAAGCAGAACCAGGAACCAGUGUUCUCCAGGGACGGCAGCAGAUUCUUCCUGACAGUGCCCGUCAAGCAAGGGGGGCGCGGAGAGUUCCAUCACAUCGCCAUGUUCACCACACAGUUCAGAGCAGAUCAAAAUGAAGUCCGCCAUCUUACGUCAGGGAACUGGGAAGUAACUAAGAUCCUGGCCUAUGAUGAGAGCAACGACAACAUUUAUUUCCUCAGCACUGAAGGCUCACCACGGAGAAGACAGCUUUUCAGUGUGAAGACUGUGGGGUUGUUCCCUCGACACUGUCUGACGUGUGAGCUAAAUAAGGCCCACUGUCUGUUCUUCAAUGCUGAGAUAAACCCCAGUAAUCAGCACAUCCUUCUCCACUGUAAAGGUCCGGGAGCACCCACUGUGAUCUUACACAGCCUCAAUAAUGCCAAUUACUACAUCCUUGAGAACAACUCUUUACUGAAGGCGGCUUUGAAGAUCAAGAGGAUUCAAAUGACGGACUUCAGAACAGUCCAGAUAGAACAUUUUGAUCUUCCUUUGAAGAUCUCCUACCCACCAGACUUUUCUGAAUCACGUCACUAUGGCCUGCUUCUGGUCGUCGAUGGCUCCCCUGGUGGCCAGGCUGUGAGCGACCGAUUCAUUCUGGACUGGGACUCGGUUCUUGUCAGCUCGGAUAACAUCAUUGUGGCUCGUCUAGACGGCAGAGGGAGUGGCUUCCUGGGCCAGAGGGUUCUACAUGAGGUCCACCAACGUUUGGGGACAGUAGAGGUGCAGGAUCAAAUCUCAGCUGUGGAAUACAUGUUGACCUUCCCGUACAUUGAUCGUACACGGAUAGGAGUAUUUGGGAGGGGUUAUGGUGCCUAUAUUACAUUAAUGAUGCUCAAAUCAACAGACAGCCUGUUAAAAUGCUCCGUAGCAAUGUCCCCAGUCACAGACUGGAAACUAUAUGCAUCAGCAUUUUCUGAGCGGUACCUUGGCAUGCCAUUACGGGACGACAGCAGAUAUCAGUUCUCCAGUGUGUUGCAGAAUGUCCAGCCACUGAGGGAACAGACUCUGAUGCUUGUACACGGCACAGCAGAUGCCAACGUCCACUUUCAGCAUACUGCUGAGCUCAUUAAGAACCUUGUGAAAGUUGGAGCAAACUACUCGAUGCAGAUCUAUCCAGAUGAGGGUCAUUUCCUGUCCCAGAGAAGUAGGCUGCACCUCUUUGCCUCGCUCACCAGCUUCUACAGGGAGUGUCUCAAGGAAGAGAUCCUACCGCUGCCCGAUGAUGAUGAGGAGGAGGAAGAGUAGGAUGUGGUGGAGACCUUCGGCAGGACUUUUGCAGGACUUCCUCACUGUAAAAAAAAUUGCUGAAGCCUGCACGAAAGGCUGGUGGCUUUUGGACCAAGCGUUAAGGCAGAGGUGGACAGUGAGAGUUGUGUGUGUGUGGGUAUGUGCGUGUGUGUGCAAAUCACAUACUUUGUGUUAGUUUGAGAGAGAGUUUGAUAGUGUUUGUGCGUGUGCCUGCGUAUGUUUGUGUGUGCAUGUGUUUGCAGUCAGAGAACUCCCAAGGACACCUGUCAAAGACAAUGGACACCAGAAUUGGCAAGACUACAAGUGGGAACUCUCACUUAUCCAAAAUGCCACUUCAAUCUCCACCUCUGAGACGAUCCCUCUCACGGCAAAGCACAUAGCAGACUGCCUCCAUCUCCGGCAGGAGCCAUUAGGGUUUCAACAUCCACACUUACAAGUGCAUGGUUCUUUUCCCCUUUCAGCUUAACUAGUUUUGCCAUGUUAGUUUUCAUCGUGGUAGACAUUGGAAGAGACAAACACAUAUGUACCCUUUUAAAUUUUACCCUCUCUUUAUUUUGGGGUUUUGAUGCAUACGGAUAUGCUCCACAGCUCUUCAGAGACAUGCUGUAGGCAAUGCAAGUUCACCUUGACUGUGACGUUGUCCGCAAAUAAGUGCAAUUCCGGCUGAAUGCUCUCAUCUUUGACCCCCACUGAAAAUAAGUCCUUUGGGGCACACUUAAUUGUACAAGGGUCUCAUGUAGACAUGUUCAAUGCCUUAUGAAGUGCUACACAAGACCAUUUACUGGCAUUCAUAUCCCUUGAUUAUUAGAAGCUUCACACGAACCUGUGUCAGCUCAGUUGUUUGAGAUGCAACAUGCCAGUGCAGUCUCAGAGACAGUCAAUAGCCGUUGUAAUGUCAGGUCAUAAACCAAUUAUAAUUAGUGCUGAGUGGUCACAAAGGCCGUCAAAUGACAUCGUGCAGGGCUAAGUAAGGCAUUUGCAUGUCUACAGGGGGAAGCCUAAAGUGUUGUCGUAUUUUGUACAGUAAAAUACAGCAGAGUGUGUACAUACAUAUAUUUUUUAGAUAUGUCAGAUCUCAUGGAUAGGUUAGUCUAUGGGAAUGGAAUGACUUGACAUGUAUGUCGUGUAUAUUUUUCAGUUAAUUUUGGUUUUAAUAGAUUUUUCUUCUUAGGAUGGAUUUUGUAAUGCUUGUUCAUGCUAAUUUUGUUGUUUUUGAAGGGGGGGGGUGAUGAUUUGGGGUUAUUGUGAUUGUCCUCCAGUGAUGAUUGUGAAUAAUAAAAAAAAACACUGAAAAAACGAAUAUAUUACCAUAAGGUAUUCAGAAACAAAUUACAUUCAACCACCGUGUUGUUAGUAUUGAUUGACAAAAUGAUCCAGGCAAUUCUACUGUAUUUCAUCGGUUCGUUGACCUUGGACUCACCUUUGUGCCUAGAUGAGUUGAGUUGAGAGCCAAUGAGGGCCUUGAGGCAGAUGGUUUAUCAGUGUUGUGUUUAAUAGACUAAAUGCUGCUCCCUGGGAGUGAGGAGGACACACUUCACCCAAUAACUAUACAUUGGAUCUCCCACCAAGAGUGGGCAGCUGUGGUCCUAGAGAGCAACAAAUUGCAGGCUUUUGUUCCAACCCAGCUCUAACAUAUGUAAACCAGUCGUGGUGUGCGAGCGAGAGAUGUUGAUACCUCUUUGUAGAACAGCAUCCAACAUAAUUUCAAAGUGUAUUAUGUGCAGUGUAUUAACGUGAAGCAGAACUUGCAGUGAUUAACAGUGCUUUGUGGUGUCUGAUGUACUUUUUAGUUGAUUACCUGAUGUAAUCAACCUGAUGUAAUUGCCCGAACAAUGGUGUUUCUCUACUGUACAGUUUCCUACCAACAAACAAAUUGGGGAUCAAGGUCGCUAGAGUACAGAUAUAUUGGUUUUAUUCUAGCGUACAUUAUUUAGACAAAUAUACAAAUACAAUUCACGAAGGACAUUUACUGUAUGGUGAUUGGGACGUUUGUGUGUAUUUCAUUUGAGGCAAGCAUUAAUAUACAUGAUCAACACUUCAGUAAAGCUGCACCAUAUGAUGGAUAGAAUGGUAGACAAUUAUUGAACAUAAGUUGUGUUUUGUAUAGGUGUCAUGAACUUAGGCCGGGAUUCAAUCUGAAGCCUGGUUAUACAGUAGCGUGCUUGACAUGUAAAGGGUGACCGCCACGGCCGGCACCAGAAGGAAUCAGUUGGACAGGCAUUUGAUUUCCAAACGGUGGCACCUUUUUUCAUGGGACCUCCUAUAUACAUUUUUUUAUGUUUUUUUUUAGCAAAGGCAUUUAGUUUAACUGUAAAAAAAAAUUCACCUUUUAAUGUGGCAUGAACACAAAAGGUUACGAUGUUUUCAUCUGAUUGCCAAACAAAUCACUUAAUAGACUGCACAUGAGUUUCAAGUUUGGGGAAGCGUACAAUUUAUGUUAACAUUUCUACCGAUCUGCGUGCCAGUUAUGAUUUUCAUAUGCACAUUUUCGUGGAAUAGUUUUAUUUCAAUAAUGAUAAUUUUGUUUCUCAAAAUCAUUGUGAGUUGGUUAAUCAUAAAAAUCUGAAAUUAAAUUAUAAAAUGCUCAAAGUUCAAAUUAAACUAAUGCGAGAGCACCAGCCUCUGCCGAAUGGACACAUUGAUACACCAUGAAUCAUUGGCGGCUAAAGUAAUGACUGUAUGCAUGGAGCUCAAUGAUAUCCUAUAGGCCAAUGCAGCAGUAGGCCUGUAACUUGCAUUGUCAACGAAGUAAAAACACAUAAAACCGACAAAUAAAAAUGCAGGUUCUUUCAAUUAAAUUAAUCUCUCUACUCUGCCUGUAUAGCUCCCUUUCUCAAGGACUUGACUUGAAUUAACGAAGUGCAACAUUGUAUCAAAUCACUCAACUGGGACCAGAUGAAGCCGUGGUUAGCGAACUUGCAACAUUGUAUCAACUAACCUAUUCUGAGCCUUCAGUUUCCCACACCUGUGAGCUUGGGACAGAGAGAUGUUUUUGGGAAAAAUGUUCAGGUAUUUAAGGAUGUUUUCCAAUGGAUAUAUGCAAUUAUCAAAUCAUUAUAUUUUGCUCUCGCACACCGAGGCUUAGUGAUUAUCAAGGGGGAGAGUGUUGGAAUGAUAACUAUUAUCAUUCGCAAUGGAUGUAAAAAAAAUGUAAAAACUUUGAAGGGACUUACUGUGUGAGGUGAUGAAAAAGAAUGUAUUAUUGGUGGACAUGGUGAGUUAAGACAAUUCGAAAUAAGACAUCUCCAAAUGGGCACUUUCACGCACUCCCUCAAUAUUAAGAAGACAGAGAAAUCAGACACAUGCUCAUUGCUCAAAUUAAGCUAUCCAAACAAAAGACAAUGAAAAUUGACAAAACUCGUAAAUGAUGGUUAUGAAAUUAACCAAAACUUGUUUCUCACAAGUGUAGCACGUUGUGAACUCUGCAAACAACGUUUCCACUCCGAGAAUGGGAACGGUAAAUGACUGUAAUUAUUACAUGCAUUAUUUAUUUUUGUAUUUUUCAUUUAGUAUUUAUUUACCUGUACAAGACAGGGCUGGGAUAACACAAAUAUACAUAUAUAGGACAAAACACAUCACUACAAGAGAGACCUAAGACAACAGCAUAGCAUGGUAGCAAAACCACAUGACAACAACAUGGUAGCAACACAACAUGGCAGCAGCACAACAUGGCAGCAGCACAAAACAUGGUACAAACAUUAUUGGGCACAGACAACAGCACAAAGGCAAGAAAGGUAGAGAAACAGAAAUUAAUGUAACUAAAUGACGGGGACUAAUGGUACAUUUACUACAGGUGACAUAUGUAAAUGGAGAAUGAAUCAAAAAUAAACAAUCAAAGGGGAAACAAUUCACACAAUGAAACAUUGAAUGUGCAAUAAUUAGCGGGAGACAGCUACGGCACUCUGGAGAGCUGAGAGCAUGUAUUCUGGAGAGAGACGUGCCUAUAUCUUCACCACACAUCCCUUCACUUCUUCUCGUCUCAACAUUAUUCAUUCAAUUAUAGACAUGACACUUUAUCUACACACAUAUUUUAGCUACUUGUCAAUGACAGCUGCAACUCAAUAAUCAGCUAGGCCUAUUGCCAUGCGAGCUGUCCAAAUUGCAGGCUUCUCAAAUAGGCAUAGGGCUAUGCACAGUUAAUUUAAAACAAUCCACAGCUAAUUUUUUUAGGAAGCUCAUGAUCCUCUGGUGAAGUAUUUGAAUUAUUUUAUUUAUUUUUGUAUAGACAAGAGUAAAUAUAUAAUUUUGGCAAAUGUAUUUAAAUUUACUUUAAUCCAAUUGGACAUCCUGCAUAUUCAAAAAUAAGUUUCCCUUCGCACAUUCAUCAAAAUAAUUCCAGUAUCUGAACAGUACACUGUGCACCCACCAACUUUCCUUAAAUUCUCAUGGCUGAAACGACACUACAUGGCAUGUACAGUUGAAGUCGGAAGUUUACAUACAGCUUAGCCAAAUUCAUUUAAAUCCGAUUUUUCACAAUUCCUGACAUUUAAUCCUUGUAGAAAUUCCUUGUCUUUGGUCAGUUAGGAUCACCACUUUAUUUUAAGAAUGUGAAACGUCAGGAUAAUAGUUGAUAGAAUUAUUUAUUUCAGCUUUAUUUCUUUCAUCACAUUCCCAGUGGGUCAGAAGUUUACAUACAAUCAAUUCGUAUUUGGUAGCGUUGCCUUUAUUAUUAUUUAACUUGGGUCAAACAUUUCGGGUAGCCUUCCACAAGCUUCCCACAAUAAGUUGGGUGAAUUUUGGCCCAUUCCUCCGGACAGAGCUGAUGAAACUGAGUCAGGUUUGUAGGCCUCCUUGCUCGCACACACUUUUUCAGUUCUGCCCACAAAUGUUCAACAGGGUUGAUGUCAGGGCUUUGGGAUGGCCACUCCAAUACCUUGACUUUAUUGUCCUUAAGCCAUUUUGCCACAACUUUGGAAGUACGCUUGGGGUCAUUGUCCAUUUGGAAGACCCAUUUGCAACUAGGCUUUAACUUCCUGGCGUCUUGAGAUGUUGCUUCAAUAUAUCCACAUAACUUGCCUACCUCAUGAUGCCAUCUAUUUUGUGAAGUGCACCAGUCCCUCCUGCAGCAUAGCACCCCCACAACAUGAUGCUGCCACCCCUGUGCUUCACGGUUGGGAUGGUGUUCUUCAGCUUACAAUCCCCCUCCUUUUUUCCUCCAAACAUAACGAUGGUCAUUAUGGCCAAACAGGUAUUUAUGUAGUUGCAAAAUGUAGUCUGGCUUUUUUAUGGCGAUUUUGGAGCAGUGGCUUCUUCCUUGCUGAGCAGCCUUUCAGGUUUUACUGUGGAUAUGGAUACUUUUGUACCUUAUUCCUCCAGCAUCUUCACAAGAUCCUUUGCUGUUGUUUUGGGAUUGAUUUGUACUUUUCAUACCAAAGUAUGUUAAUCUCUAGGAGACAGAACACGUCUCCUUCCUGAGUGGUAU